AUGCGAGGCAACAGAUACAAGUCAAUUCUCAAUGAGUUCAUGGCGUUUCGAGCUGGUCAUACCUUCAGUACGGACAUUAGCUUCAGUCAAGACACCCUGUUGGAGAUCACACCCGACGACGUGUGUCACUGGAUGAAUUUUCGCGCGUUUGGAGACGCCAAUCCUGCGGAGGACGCAAAACCGGUGAACGCCCGUGCGUCCACCUUGGAAUACGCCAAGAAAGCGAUUUCCUCUUUCAUGCCACGCCGCACAGUUCCUUGGGACCCUAUUCGCAACGAAGGGAAUCCAACUCGCUCAGAGACUGUAAAUGCAGUAAUUAAGAAGGUGAAGCGAUGCGAGGUACGACGAGAAGGAGUCCAAUCGGCAGCUAGGCGUCCGAUCGAGUAUGGUGAAUUUCUUAAUCUACUGGAUCAAGUUCACACGGGAAACGGCAAGGGUUCACUGAAGUAUUUAGUCUGUGCUGUGCUCACCAUGCAAUGGCACCUCAUUGCACGCAUUGACGACAUGAUGAAACUGAAGUUCGAUAGCUUUUCGUGCAGCAUUCACCACCCAGGUUCAUUGAUUUGUCAAUUGCGUUGGUCGAAAAAUAUCUCAGAGGAGCGGGACGCACCGGAACAAAUUGUGUUAGGCAGCAUGGAUCCUCGGCUUUGCGCGCUGCUCAACUUGGCAAUACAUGUGGAGAUGACGGAUAAAGCAGCACUUUCACCGUUUGUAUUUGGUAAUCCACAAGACGGAGAUCGCGUCGUCCGUCGUUUUCUGCAAGACGUUUUUGAAGGAACCGACUUUCACAAACUCAAAGCAGGCAAUUUGGGUCCUGCGCUUAAGGAGGCCCUAGGUGAAGAGCUGGCUCGGGUGCUCGCGUUGCCGCUCCUUUGGGCAGCAUUAGUGCCGCGUGGAAGUUUUGACUAUGAAAUCAUUCCAGCUGCUCUUAAGCGGCGCAUUAUUCAAGCCUAUUUGGGUGUUGGUGGGAAAGAAGACGUCAAUGUUGUGGAACGUGUACCCAUUCACGUUGUUGGUGAUGGUGCUCAGCUUCAACUCGUCGAAGUACAUGAUAAUGCUGGUGAAAAUGGCGUUUUGGAUCGCCAAAAUGGCGGCUUGACUGCUGACAGCACUCGCAAGGAAUUCGCUUCGAUUCACUCUCAAUUAUUCAGUUUACAGCGACAAACGGCAAAUUUGCUGAACGAAAUUCAUCGCUCUCGCACAGAGAGACAGCGGGAAAAUCAAAAGAUUCUGGCAGUGAUUCGACGUAUAGCCCUGCAACCUGUAGUUCGCACGAUACACCCUCACUCUCAGCAAAUGGAGGUGGAGACGGAGUAG
This is a messenger RNA of Phytophthora nicotianae INRA-310, 1317 nucleotides long. RefSeq lists its product as hypothetical. The record is from RefSeq and is a predicted model, not a curated record. The coding region runs from base 1 to 1317 and encodes 438 amino acids. NCBI's taxonomy places the organism in Eukaryota, Oomycota, Peronosporomycetes, Peronosporales, Peronosporaceae. The transcript is spliced from 2 exons.